Molecule: messenger RNA, 147 nt
Organism: Trichomonas vaginalis G3
Lineage: Eukaryota; Parabasalia; Trichomonadida; Trichomonadidae
Product: spectrin binding
Exons: 1
Coding region: 1-147 (48 amino acids)
Cellular component (GO): cytoplasm; nucleus
Molecular function (GO): protein binding
Source: RefSeq, a predicted model, not a curated record
AUGCAAACACCUCUUCAUCAUGCAGCACGGCAUAAUAGUAUAGAAACAGCCGAACUCCUUAUUUCAAAUGGUGCCAACAUUAAUGAAAAAGAUAAAUAUGGGCAAACAGCUCUCUAUAUUGCAGUAGAAAAAAUUUUAAAGAACUAG